Messenger RNA from Drosophila bipectinata, 2194 nucleotides. RefSeq names its product Organic anion transporting polypeptide 26F (gene Oatp26F). Gene Ontology annotation, cellular component: plasma membrane. Gene Ontology annotation, molecular function: protein binding. Gene Ontology annotation, biological process: sodium-independent organic anion transport; transmembrane transport. The record is from RefSeq and is a predicted model, not a curated record. Lineage: Eukaryota; Metazoa; Arthropoda; Insecta; Diptera; Drosophilidae.
AGUCACUUUGCGCACAUCGUUCGGUGCGGAUCGCAGUCGCAUUUAUCUCGUGGAUUGCCUGUUGGAAGGUGAAAGUGAAACCAUGUCGGCAUCGGAAGCAAAUUCGGAACUGGAAGCCAGCACUAUACCAGCGCCCAAGUGCUCCAAUGUGAACAACAACAAUAGUGCCCGCUCCAGUCGGGUGGGUAGCGCCGUUUCCGGUGCUGGCCAGGAUAUGGAUGACCUGGCGGAGCAGCGGUUCGGCUGGUGCGGCUGGCAUCCGCAGUGGCUCCAGCGCUUCUGCACCGCCAAGUGGGCGCUCUUCUGGCUAUGCUGGGGCGGAGCUCUUCAAGGAUUGCUUGUGAACGGAUUGAUAAACGUAUCCAUCUCCACGAUUGAACGGAGGUUUGGACUGCGCUCCCGGCAGAUGGGUUUGGUGGCCAGUGGCUACGACCUGGCCUCCUUUGCCUGCCUGGUACCGGUAACCUACUACGGAGGCCGUCGAGGAGCUUCCAAGCCGCGUUUCAUUGCCAUCGGCCUGAUCGUGAUGGGCCUGGGAUCGCUGGUCUUCCUGCUGCCCAACUUCCUGGUGGGCCAGUACCGGGCCACUAUUGCCGAGGCGAAUGUCUGCGAGACGGAAAGCAUCUUGAACUCCAGCCAUACAGUGGGUUCCUGCAAAGCAGCCUCCACCAGUAGAGCGGGGGAGAGUGAGAGCCUGACCUGGACGGUGUGGCUGUUCUUUGGAGCCCAACUGCUUCAUGGAGCCGGUGCAUCGCCCCUCUUCACACUGGGAGUCACUUAUAUCGACGAGAAUGUCUCGAAGAAGAUGUCAUCUGUUUACUUGGGAAUCUACUAUACAAUGGCCACGAUUGGUCCCGCCAUUGGCUAUGUCCUUGGCGGACAAUUGCUCCUGAUCUAUACGGAUUGGAUGACCGUGGACCCCGUCCAACUGAGCUUAACCAGCGAUAGCAAGGUGUGGAUUGGAGCCUGGUGGAUGGGAUUCAUUUUUGCAGCAGUCAUGUGUUUUCUCAUCGCCUUUCCCGUUUUUGGAUAUCCGAAAUCCUUGCCUGGGGCAGACAAGCUCCAGCUGGAAAGAGUUUCUGAGGCACAUGCCACCAAACCAGUUGAUGUCGGAUCGGAGUCGGAUGAAUCGGGUCAACUGACCAAGAAAUUGGGCAACCUACCUAGAGCAGUCAUUAGUCUGCUCGGAAAUCCGACAUUCUUCUUCCUAAAUCUGGCGGGGGCCACCGAGGGUCUGGUCAUUGCAGGUUUCGCUGCUUUCCUGCCCAAGCAGAUCGAGAAUCAAUUCAGCAUCUCCCCUAUGCUCUCCGCCCUGGUCAUGGGUCUGAUAACAGUGCCCGCCGGUGGCGGCGGAACUUUCCUCGGAGGCUAUCUGGUUAAGAAGUGGAAUCUAGCCUGCAGCGGCAUCAUUAAGAUGUGCUUGACGGUCACCACAGUGGCUGCAUUCUUCACCUUCUGCUUCAUUGUGUCCUGUCCAAAUCCUAAGUUCGCUGGCGUGACCACAGACUACAAUUUGGACCCCAGAACCGGGCCAAUAGCCUUGGAUGCAAGUUGUAACAUAAACUGCGGGUGCAGUCGCUCGAACUACGAUCCCAUCUGUGGCAUCAACGGAGUCAUGUACUACAGUCCUUGCUACGCGGGCUGUGGCCAGGAGGAGCAUGUGGAUAGUCUGAAGCACUACAACAACUGCAGCUGCAUUGGUGGCAACGUUGGUUGGGUGGAUGACGGAGCUGCUUCUUCAGUCCUUGGCCCGGACGCCACCAACCUGAAGUGUGACUCCACUUGCCAGAGCUUGCCGGUCUUUGUGGCUCUGUGCUUCAUCCUGAUGGUAUUCACUUUUUUGGCCACAAUGCCAGCUCUGUCAGCCACAUUGAGGUGUGUCCAGGACGAACAACGCUCCUUUGCUUUGGGUCUUCAAUGGAUAAAAGUGCGAUUAUUGGGCACCAUUCCAGCUCCUCUGAUUUUUGGAGCCCUGAUUGAUGAAUCCUGUAUUUUAUGGCAAGAGAAAUGUGAUGAAGAUGCCGGUGGAGCUUGUCUUUUCUAUGAUAACUACUACAUCAGCCGAUACAUGUGGCUCUUGGCUCUGAUCUGCAAACUGGGUUCGGUGGUCUUCUUUCUGGGUGCCUGGUGGUUCUAUGUACCGCCCAGAAAGCCCUCAAAUUCCAACAACAAGUCGGAGGUGAUCUAAUGAAGC